Messenger RNA from Zootermopsis nevadensis, 1430 nucleotides. RefSeq lists its product as uncharacterized. Gene Ontology annotation, molecular function: protein dimerization activity; RNA polymerase II transcription regulatory region sequence-specific DNA binding; DNA-binding transcription factor activity, RNA polymerase II-specific. The record is from RefSeq and is a predicted model, not a curated record. Lineage: Eukaryota; Metazoa; Arthropoda; Insecta; Blattodea; Termopsidae. Gene Ontology annotation, biological process: developmental process; regulation of transcription by RNA polymerase II.
UGUAUUCGUUCUUCCUGGACAGACGAAACGCACAAGAAAUAUCAGUUGUAUGAGUAAUGUGUUCGCUUCAUCUAUAAAAAAAGUUUUCUGUUCCUACAGAAACUGAAAUGUUUCAAUUUACGGGAGAACGCCAGGCGGAAAUGCAUCAGAGAGAGUGUGUCCCAGUCAACGAACACCAGAACAUCACGACUUGUCAACACUGGAUACAUUCGAAUUUUGAAAACGAGGGACCAUUUAACCCAUCAACACCAGUAAACAACUCUUCAGUUACUAGAAAUCUAUAUACCAGAAGAGCAGACCCCUUCUUACCAGAAAACCGCAUUCCCUUACCAAAAUUACACUCUAAUAAGACAGAAAACAUCGAUUAUGAAGUGAUCAGCAAUGGUGAAGGUCACGACAGCGCAUUCUUUUACGCACUACAGUCGCCAUCUAACGAGAGACGUAGAAACGAGAGGGAACGUCAGAGAGUUCGAAGCGUGAACGAGGGAUUUGAACGUCUCCGAAAAUUUCUCCCGAUAACUCAUCUGUGUCAGGACGAGACGGCGUAUGUGGUGGCAUCUACCAACAAAAUGAAGCGAUACCAGAAAAGACGGUUUAGUAAAGUGGAUGUGUUGCGGGCAGCCAUCGUGUAUAUAAAACACCUCCAGGGGCUUCUCAAAGAAGAACAACUGUGUAGAUAUUAACUUCUUUAUUUAUAAUUUAAUAACGCGUAUCCGUUUAUUAAUAUAUAAUUAAUUGAAAGUGGUCUACUUUAAGAUGUUCCUGAUGUAACGGAGUAAAAAUAUGAAAAAUCUCAAUACAGCCGGUUACAUGGGCGAGAUUUGAACAAUUUAUUUGUAAAUCUUUUGGAGGAUAUAAAAUAAAUUAUCUACCACCUAGUAACAAAGUAACAAAUAAUUUCACAGGCCUCGUUAAAUGUCGUGUCGAGUGUAUGUGGCCCACAGGCUGCCAGAUGGACGUCUAAAUUGCAAUUAUAUUUUCAUAAUAUCAAUAAAUACUUUAAACAAUAGUAUAAAAACAAAUAAAAUAACACAUUAAAAACAGUUUAUGGGAAGCCAACAUUGCGAUAAUAAAACAUCACGAAUGUGACUAAGUGCACAGAUGAUAUUUUAUUAUAAACAUAUUAUUAAUUUAUGAAGUGUUUUAAUGUAAUAUUUUACUAUGUGCCUCAAAUAGGGGUCUGAAGAUGUACUUUGCCACCUGAAACACGUAGCCCAGUGUCCAGUAACAUACAGUGAAAAAGCAUGUGGGCUCAUUAUUUUAAUACAUUUAUGUAUUCUGUUGUCUGAAGACUGCAAAAAAAGUAAACACAUUUAUACACGAUCUUGUAAAUGUAACAGAAGCAGAAACUGAGAGACGGGACAGAUCAGUAACGAGUAUUAACCCAGAAUAAUAUCAAGACACGCGAUUAUUGUCCGUAGAUUGGUAGU